Molecule: messenger RNA, 4672 nt
Organism: Columba livia (rock pigeon)
Lineage: Eukaryota; Metazoa; Chordata; Aves; Columbiformes; Columbidae
Gene: CCSAP
Product: centriole, cilia and spindle associated protein
Exons: 3
Coding region: 60-815 (251 amino acids)
Biological process (GO): regulation of mitotic spindle assembly
Cellular component (GO): axoneme; cytoskeleton; ciliary basal body
Molecular function (GO): microtubule binding
Source: RefSeq, a predicted model, not a curated record
UUGCAGCGGGAGGGGGCGGGUCCCUCUCCUAGCGCCGGGUCCCGGCUCGCGGCCCCGCCAUGGUGGUGCCGGCGCGGCGCGUGAAGACGGAGUACAUGAAGCGCUUCAAGGAGCCCCAGUGGGAGUCGUGCGGCGCCUGCUACCUGGAGCUGCUGCGCUACCGCCUCAGCCGCCGCCUGCUGGAGCAGGCGCACCGGCCCUGGCUGUGGGACGGCUGGGAGCAGGACAGCGCCGGCGGUAGCGGCGGCGGCAGCACCGCCGGGUCACCCUCGCCGCCGGGCACCGGCAGCCCUGCGGCGGUGCAGGAGGAGGCGGCGGCGCCGCCAGAGCAGAGCGAAGCGGGACGGGCGAGCCCCGAGAAGGAAAGAGAAGAUCAAGAAAAGCAGCAGAAGGAAGAGCAAGAAAAAACUGUAGAACACACUUCUGUAAAGGAAGCAGACAAAACCAGCCGUACAGGACGCCGUCCGAGUCGAAGUGCCUUGUCCAGUUGUAAUGAUCGAAGAUCAGCCAAAAGUCCUCAAAAGACAGAUGCACCAAAGGAGAAUAAACAUCCAUUUGCUCUGUAUGGGUGGGGAGAAAGACAGACAGAUACUGGAAGCCAGAAAACUCACAAUGUCUGUGCUUCUGCUUCAGCAAAUGAAAUUCAUGAAUCUGCUUUACGAGCAAAGAACAGGAGACAAGUGGAGAAACGGAAGCUCUCUCAGAGGCGAGUACAAUCAGCAGAAGCAGAGAAAUCUUGGCGAAUAAAACCCUCCCCACCUGAUAACCCUUGGAUGACAGAGUAUAUGAGAUGCUACUCAGCAAGAGCUCGGUGAAUUCGGAUUCCCUUACACACCUUCAAAGGAAGUUACGCAUAUCAGGACACUGGUGCAAGGAACCAAACUACUUAUGCAAGGUUUUUAUAGGGAGUUUCCAGCUGUUAAAAUAUUUAUUACACUAUUUUUAUCUUGGCUACCUACCUCACAGUGGGGUGUGUUGUUGGAGCCAUAACAUUUGAAGAGGCUUUUAGAUAUAGCUACCCAAACUUAUAAACAAUUUCCCUUUUGGGAGUUUUUCUAAUGCUUCAGUUAACAUGUUUUGGGGGUGGGAAGCAGGAACCUUAGCGUCCAGGGAGUCAAAGCCAACACUUUUUUGAUAUUGGGUACAAAUAAUCUGUUGUCCCUUAUUUUGAAAGUCCAAGUCAUGGGGAGGUGGUGUUAGGGAAGACUUUAAAGGUGUGAAGGAGGUGCCUUUGCAUUUAUAAUAGUAUUUGAUGUAAUACUUCUACCAAAAUAAGUACAUUAAGACAGGCAACAGGAAAGCCAGUGGGUCUGGUAAGCAGCACUAAUAAAUGUAGAUACUUUAGGCAGGCAAAUACCAAGUAUUGUCUGUAUGUAGAAAUUUUCAGAAAACCUUGUUUGAUUAGUGAAUCUGCUGAUGAUAACUUUUACUGCUGUUUCUAGCGUCAUUAGAAUAAACUACUAAUCUUCAGGGCAAGAAACAGCUACAGGAUUGUUUUGCUGUUGCUGUGCCUGUUGUACCAAAUAACUGAUGUAGACAAUCAUUACCUGAUAGCUGCUGCUCAAUAAGCAGUUGCUCGUUGUACCACUGUAUUAAGAUUGUGGUCACACUUGCUCUAUGCUUAAUCAUGUAAAUGUGUUUAUGGAAGGAGAGGGCUGGCUCCUGUCUCAUGAAGUCUACUUUUAACACUGAAGAAUAUCUGUUAUGCUCAGUGGGAGUCAGAGUGCAAUAUGCAUUCUGUUUGGUGGUAUUGCACAAAUAUACUGUUAAAGGUUCUAAACUUGAACAUCAUGUUGAUAAAACCUGUAGAUGAAAUUCUGAGCAGCUUUCUGCCUCUCAAAAUCGGUGCAAACCCCUCACGAGAGGGGAUGAGGCCAGGGGAAUGAGGAGAGGGGUCCUCUUUGGUAAACAAGAACAUAUAAUGGAGUUUGAGCACUCUUGCUUUGUAGGUCCUACUUCUACAUAAUAAGACAGUCAUUGUGUGUGAUAUCCUCAGUGUUUUUUCCCUUAAGCUGCUGUGGUUUUUUUUUUUUUCAGUUUGAUAACUAAGCUUUGGGCAGAUUAUUGCCAUAGUUGUGAGCUUCAAAGUUUUGUUCAGAUGGUGUUCUGUGUUAGUUACAUAUGUGGGUUAUCUCAGUUUAAUUGUUUUGAAGCUUGUGUUUUCCAGACUGGACACCUUCUCACAGAAGCACACUUGCACUUCUGCAGCAGAAACCUGCACUAGUCUUAGCUGCAUUCCACAGUCUCAGUGAGUAAACAGGGGUCUAGAGCUACUACUGCAACAGAGUUACAUGCUUGGUGGAAAGUUUGAUUGUGCCACUGAAAGUAAUCAUGCAAAGGGACCAAGCACUGCUGCCUCCUAGUGUUAAUUACAUUACACCAGUAAGGGUUUCAAUACUCUGGUUGUAAUCUUACUAAGAUGUCCUAGAAUCCAUGAAAUUAUAAUCUGACUUUUAGCUGCCUUUUAAGUAUAAAGCUCUAGAAAUACAGACAACACUUGCUCAGGCUACCUACUAGAGAUCUUGCAGCUUUUCAGUUGGGGAAUGCAAAGUAUGAUCAAGUAUGUUUUAUACACAGCAAAAUUACUGUUUUCCUACUUUUAAGUAGACUACAGGCUAGAACUUCCUAAAACUUCAGAACAGUGCCCAAAACUGAGGCAAACUAUUCCAGAGGAUGCCUUUAUUCCAUAUGAAAUUAUUUUAAUUUCCUUUUAUGCUGAGUUUUCCUUCUUAAAUAGCUUCUGUAAAUAUGCUUAAGUUACUUCUGAUGCUGUUUCAAUGCAGAAAUCCACCAUAGCUUUGAACAACAGUAUGCAAAGCACUAACUCAGUAGUGUUUAACAGCCUUAUUCAAUAGCAACUCUGCUUGUUCCUGUUGGCCACAGGCUUUGUAGGCUUUAUGUAACCAUAGCAGAUGGACUCUGCCCUCAGUGCAUUUUGUCACAUUAAACAGUUUCCUUGAUUGUGUAGGGCAGGACUCAUCUUGCCAGGCUUUCAAAGACAGCUUCUGCAGUUCUCUCUUCCCACAGGGAAUGGAGGAGCCAAGAUGACUAUGUGCCUGCCUUAAUUACCCAUUUUUUGGAUAAAUGGAUGUCUCAUUAGAUGUUGCUCUUUCCAAUAAUUAUAGAAGGCUUAAAUGUCUUGUGCCUUGGGUACUGAAUACCGAACUUAGAACACCUGAACAAGCCUGUUUGAGGUGUUUUACAGAGCAUGAGAGUCUUCAACAGCCUCAAGGCUGCCACAUACUGAGGAGAUUAUCUAGUUCUUAUCCUUGUCUGGCCAAGAGCUGUUCCCCACUGAAACAAUUUGCUAGAAGACAGUAGUGACAAGAAUCAGGUCUUGUGAGUCACUGUCAUGCUUUUUCAAAUGCUUUGUGGCUAAAAAUAAUCCUGGGUGCUCUCCUUGGUUUCAGUAAUAAAAUGUCUGAAGUGAGUGGUAAAUUAUUCUGCAAAUUAGGUAGCCUUUCUGCAUUUGGGCAGUAUUUGACUAAGAAGAAGAUAGUAGGUUUGCCAGGACUAUGUAAAUUAGUAUAGUUUGGAUCACUACAAAUUGUAUAUGCCAAAUAUUUGGCAUGUGCCCCACUGAAGUCAGGAAAAAUGUUAUUUUAGUGUUUUGACACCUAAAAAUGAAAAGCAAACUGAUCUGGAAAACAGAACUUUUCAAGUGUAAAAGCUUUAAUCUUACAGGAGGUGGCUGUUUGCAACAAACUGGACUCACUAAAUGGAAAUCUAGUGAAUGUCACCCUAUUAGUUAAGGAAAUUCUGAAUGUUGCCUUGCAUGGACUCUUGAAUUCAGGCAAGUUAUGAACACUUUUCACUCCUGUUUUAAAGUAAAACUUUGUAAGAACACAGCAAAUAGUUAUCCAAAGUCUUCAUUAAAGUAACUGUUUAUUCCUUUUUGUUUCUGAACGUACUUAGCUAAGUGAAACAAGACUUUUACAAUGUGUAAUGCUGCAAUUUAACUAUAGUGUUGUGAAGACUAGUGUUUACAAUGUACAAUGUUACAAUGAAAAUUGAAUAAGAAUGUCCCUGUGAUAUACAGUAGCAUGCCUGCUCAGUCACUGCUGUCACAGCUUUGCAACUAUGAAUUAGAGACUUUCUCACUGGAAGCUGAGAUAGUUGAGGUGAUAGGUAAACUUAGAGCCAAACUUAACAAAACUGAGGGACAGACCUGAAUAUUUGGUAAGAAUUUUAUCCACAUAGCAAAUGCACAUUUUAAUAAAUUUUUAACCUAUAGGGAAGUAUAUCUGUUCUCAUUUUUUUAAAUGGUAUAAUGCAGUGCCACUGAACUAUGAAGUCCUCUCUGACUUUUUUACUGUGAUAGGGACCAAAAGCUAGCAAUCCGAGGGCCUUUUGUGUGGCAACUUGGAUGUUGCAGUUUAUUUUCCAGCCCAGUUAGUGUACUCAGAAGCAAAGCCAUAUGUGGAGCCUGACUUAACACCUUGAUGGUAGCCCAUAUCAAAUUCAGGACACAAGUGAAUGGGAAGCAGCCUCAGCUAUUGUUAGCACUGAAUUCACUUUAAAAACAAUAGGGAGAUACCAUCUAAGCUUGAAGCAAUAUGUGUUUUUUAAAGUUUCUAAAGAGUAUUUGUUUUUAAUGCUUCUGUAUUGUCUAUAUUUAAUAGUGUAGUGUCAAUUUGUAUAUGUGAAUAAAAUGAGUGAUGUGAAGAGCUAA